Musca vetustissima is the source of this 3880-nucleotide messenger RNA. RefSeq lists its product as uncharacterized. NCBI's taxonomy places the organism in Eukaryota, Metazoa, Arthropoda, Insecta, Diptera, Muscidae. Gene Ontology annotation, molecular function: lipid binding. The transcript is spliced from 17 exons. Bases 1 to 3879 code for a protein of 1292 amino acids. Gene Ontology annotation, cellular component: endoplasmic reticulum. The record is from RefSeq and is a predicted model, not a curated record.
AUGGAUUCAUUAAAACUAACAAAAGGUGGUUCAUCAACGAGCUCAUCAUCUGCCAAUAAUGCUGCCGCCACUUCAUCCACUACCACCACAUCAUCCUCAUCAACUUCAUUGUCAACGUCAUCCGCAGCAGCAGCCACCAGCAGCACAAAUAAAUCAUCUUCGUCGGCGGCAAGUAGCUCCAAUAAUAGCAGCAGUACCAGCACCAAUACCACAGUUCCAAUUACGGUGCGUUUUAAUGCCGGCGAUGAAUGUAUCGAUGAUCUGUUCCAAUCAUUUCACAGUUCAAAUACUUCUACUACGGGUAUUGGAGGAGUUGGUGGUGGCGGCGGCGGCGGUGGUUCGAAUACAAAUCUAUCGGCAAGUGGUGGUGGCAUUGAUUCGCUAUCGACAAGUCCUUCGUCACAGCAACAACAACAUCAUCCAACUUCCUUGAAUAAUCCGGAUGAGGUCAACACCCGUAAUAAUUUUCUACAGGGAAAUUUCUUUAAUCGCAAAAGAUCUGGCAGCAUCGAAGGUGUCUCACCCACAUCGGUUGGUCCCAAUCUAAUACAAGCUUUGUCGGGAAGUGAUGCCACGUCUAUGGGCACAUGGAAAAUGAUUAAAGGCAAGGUAUCGCAAACAAUUGAAGACAUUAAAUCAUCCAAGGGUAGUAAUUUUACAACGACAACCAUGACUCCACCAGUCUAUCCCACAGUGGUUAUUAAAGCUGGUGAUCAACAACAAACGCCAGCAAUUGAAUUCGAUUCGGAUCAAGAAACCAAAACUUCCAUUAGUGAAGAUCUCUCCAUGGAACAUGAUCGACGCAGCAGUGGUGGUAGCACUAAACAAAAACGUUCCAGUAAACUAGAAGAUUCAGAUACAGAUUUUGAAAAUGAAAUCCUACUCGAAGGAGAUUCAGAACAUUCUCGGUUGCGACGUGGUUUUGCCCAUCUCAAAUCGAAAGUGAAAGCCAAACAUGAAGCUCAUCAGGCGAAAAAGACAUCAACAUUGAGCACAGCGACGGUACCACCCACAGCCAUAAGGGGCUCGGUGAAAAAGGAUACCAGCCCAAGUCGUAGUACUGGUUCCUCUUCAUCCUCAACAUCCCUAAGGGGCAAUUUCCUAAGGCGUCGUCGCAAUAAAGGUGUCGAUCCAGCUGAACAGGCUUCACCAACAAAUAUUUCCCCAGUCUCAGCAUUGGCUGCCACUGUGGCCAGCGGGGAAAUGGCUGCCGCUGUACCAGUUGUAGUUAGCGGCAAACCAUCAAAGAAAUCAUCCUCCAAAUCCAUUAUGGAGGGUGAAAAAACCAAAAAGGACGUUGAAAUCGAAUCCGGUGUUGAAAUGUUGGAAGAUAUGAUACCACCAGUGGCCACACAUAACAACGAUGAGAAUACCCCAUCCUCCAAAGAUAAACAUUCAAAACGUGAUGAAUUAGAUUUACCCCUAUCUCAAACCACAACGGGAACUCCAUCAUCAUCGACAACAACAGCUGGUCAUGAGGUUAAAGUCGUCUAUGAACAUCCGGCCACCAUUACCAAUGUAACUUCCCAUGACUCACCAGCAACAACAGGCUCGGCAACGGCAACGAAUUCCCAAACAAAUGGCCCCAACGCCAGCACGAAUAGUCAUAGUUCAAAUUUACGCCAUUCCAUGACAUUAAUUGUUGAUCGGGCUAAAUCGCUACCUUUGGUUUCCAUAUUCGGUUUAAUCUUAAUACUCAUCUUGCCCAUUCACGAUUUUAUACGCGGUGUACUGGCAUGCAUUCUUAGUAUUAGUAUCAUUGAGGCUAUUUGGCAAUUUAUACAAAAUGUUAUAGAAUAUUUUACGAUUAGUAUCAAACCGGAAAAGCGUAAAUUCCAAGUACCCGAUUAUAGUAAAAUGUCAAUAUGUGAAGUGCCGGCCGUGGAGGAAUUUAAAACGGUGAAGUCAUAUGGGGGUUGGAUGAACGAAGUGGACAGCUAUGAUCCAAAUACUUUUCACAUAUCUAUGACUCGCCCGGUCUAUAUCAAAUUGGAGGGUUCCAUUUUACAUAUCUCCAAUACCAAUGCUCGCAUACCCAAGCGUGCAAUGUGGAAUGAACCACCCAUAGAUCGUAAAUCGAUUAUAUUUACAACCCACCGUAGUUAUAAUUUAUUGGGUUGUCGCAUUGAACUGUUGCCCAUCGGUUUAGCCAGGAAAAGGCAUUUCAAUCGUAAAUAUCCCAUACAAUUGAUAGUGAAACCUUAUAAAGAAGCUAAAAAUAGUACCAAUGGCGAGGUCACAAAACCCAUAGUUACUAAACAUCGACGAUUUAGUCGACAUCGUGUUAAGGCGGAAAAGCCAGAAACUAAGGAAAUUGUGGAUCCCAAGCAGACGCAAAUGGAAAGUGCCAAGACCGAGGCAGAGAUCGAUUUUGGAGCAACAAUAAUGAAUGCUGAUUUACAAAAAUUACAAGAUGACGUAAAUCCCGAUGAGGAUUUAAAUGCAAUUACUGUGCCCUGUGGUGAUGAAGUACGCAUAUUAUUAUUUGCACGUGGAGCCAGAGAGAAAGAGGAUUGGUAUCGACGUUUCGUGUGUGCCAGCAAUGGCGAUGUCAACGAUCAGGACUUACAUUUAAGUAAUGUAAAGCUAGUUGAUGACAAAGGUUUACAGGCAGCUGCCACCAGGGCUGCCCAAAUGCUAAUCAAUCCCAAGGCCCCCGAAAAGGAUGAACCCGUUGAAAAUGAAGAUGAUUUCGUUGAUGUAACGGCAGAUGAUUCGGAUAGUAUAGAGGGCCUGCUAAUGACUUCGGGUGCGGCCCGUAAUGAUGCUGAUUAUAUUAAAUUUAUGUCGUUAUAUCAGAAUGCUUGUAGACAAUCACGUAUUCCCGUUUACAAAGGAACUGUCAUUCAUGCAUCGAGUGAUAAAAGAAGUCAUAAACGUACCGUGCGCCAUGAAAAUGAAUUAUGGAAGGGUAUUGAUCAAUCCCUGUUUUUGGGUCCCUCUGGUAGUGUGGUCUGGGCAAAUGUCUUGGUGGGACGUUUACUCUUUAGUUCAUUGCAAAAUGAACCAAUGUUGGAGAAGUUGCAGGACAUUUUACAAAAGAAAUUGAAUUCCAUAAAGUUACCCAGUUUUAUGGAAGAUGUCAUUAUCAAAAACAUCGAUUUGGGGGAUAAACCUCCACUACUGCAUCGUGUCUCCCAGCCGCUGCUCGAUGAACGUGGCCUGUGGUUAGAUAUGGAUGUUACCUAUGAGGGGUUGUGCCAGAUAACGGUAACCACAAAACUCAAUUUGUUACGUCUGAAACGACCAGCACGUAGCAGUAAUUAUAUGGGCGGUGAUUCAAAUUAUGCACAAAUGUCUAAUUCACCACAAUAUUCAACAUUAUUGAAUAAUGAUUUGGCUGGAACAAGUGAUAUACCUUUGCCAACGGGUAGCGCAAUUUAUGAUAGUGAUGCUGAAAGUACUGGUAGUUCAAGUACUGAAUCUGAAGGUUCCAUAUCCGGUUCAUUGGGUGAUAAUCCGAAUAGCGUAAAUGAAGGCUCCACAAAUCCUGGCAAUGCUAGACGUAUAUUCAAAUUUGUCGAUCGCAUAGCUACUUCCAAUUUUUUCCAAUAUGCCACGGAAUUGUCAUACGUUCAGCGAGCCAUGGAGAACAUGAGUACCACCAUUACCUUGGGUAUCGAUUUGCAUGGUUUGGUAUCGCGAGUUACAAUAAAUAUGCCACCACCGCCUUCCGAUAGAAUAUGGCUAGCAUUUCGUGCUCCACCACGUCUUUGGCUAACCGCACGACCCACUGUGGGUGAUAAAUCGGUGGACUGGUCGAUUGUCACCAAUGUCAUUGAGGGUAAAUUGUGUGAGGCUGUGAACAAAUAUUUGGUCUAUCCAAAUAUGGUGGAUUUGACGGUACCAUUAUUGGGUAAAUCGGCCACAAACGAUUGAU